Thlaspi arvense is the source of this 1314-nucleotide messenger RNA. The record is from the annotation of a GenBank genome assembly. Lineage: Eukaryota; Viridiplantae; Streptophyta; Magnoliopsida; Brassicales; Brassicaceae.
AUGGAAACUCGGGGCAUCCUCGCACGAACCGCCUCGGGCGGGGUCAUUUUGGGCAAGUACAGACUGGGUCGCCUCCUGGGCCGAGGCAGCUUCGCCAAAGUCUACCAAGCGCGGUCUCUCUGCGAUGGCAACCCGGUGGCCGUAAAAGUGAUAGACAAGGCCACAACGGUCGACGCCUCCAUGGAGCCUCGGAUCAUCCGAGAAGUUGCCGCCAUGCGCCGUCUCAGCUCCCACCCCAACAUCCUGAAGAUCCACGAGGUCAUGGCUACCAAAACCAAGAUCUACCUCGUCAUGGAGCUCGCCGCCGGCGGCGACCUCACAGACGAGAUUCGCCGCCGUGGCGGACGGUUCACGGAACCAACCGCCCGGAAAUACUUCCGGGAGCUCGUGUCCGCCCUCCACUUCUGUCACCGACACGGCGUUGUCCACCGCGACGUGAAGCCCCAGAAUCUCCUUCUCUCCGGAGCCGGCCGCGUCCUCAAGAUAUCUGACUUCGGCCUCUCGGCACUGCCGGAGCAACGUCGCCAAGGCCUCCUCCUCCACACCGCCUGCGGCACGCCAGCGUUCACCGCUCCAGAGAUCUUACACCGGCGCGGUGCAGCAGCCCACGCCGGGGGGUAUGAUGGCACGAAGGCAGAUGCGUGGUCCUGCGGUGUCAUCCUCUUCGUGUUCCUCGCCGGCCACCUCCCCUUCGAUGAUUCCAACCUCGCCGCCAUGUACCGCAAAAUUCGCCGACGAGAAUUUUCCUUUCCCAAUUGGGUUUCGAAGCCGUCGAGGCAAUUGAUUCGGCAGUUGCUCGAUCCAAAUCCGGACACAAGAAUGAGCAUCGAGUCUUUGAUGGGUCACACUUGGUUUAAGAAAUCACCUUCAUUUGACCAAUUUGAACACUGUUCACCUCAAUUAAGUUUAAUACUAAACACAGAAUGUAAAAUUUCAACAAAAACAACUAUAAAUGCAUUUGAUAUAAUCUCAAUGUCAUCUGGGUUAGACUUAUCCGGGCUUUUCGAAACAACAAAUAGCCAAAGAGAGAGAAGAUUCACAUCGAAGGAAUCAGUUGAGGGGAUCACGGAGAGGGUGGUGAAGGUUGGUGAGAGAUUAGGAUACAAAAUAGAACAGGGGAAGGGAAGGACGUUAGGUUUGCUUAAAGAUAGAGUAGUUUUACUAGUGGAAAUAUGGGUGAUGGCGCCGGAGUUAGCACUGGUGGAGAUAGCGGUGAUUGAUGGCGGUGGGUUGGAGUUUGAGGAGCUGUAUUGGGAAGAUUUGAGAUGUGGGUUUGAGGAUAUCGCUUUGUGUUGGCACAGUGACGUAUCUUGA